AUGCUAGCAGCCUGGAAUGUUCGUUCACUUUUAGAAAUUAGGAAGAGCAACCAGCCGGAAUGGAAGAUAGCGCUAGCGGCUCGGGAACCGGCGCGUUACAAGGUGGAAAUCGCCGCACUGAUCGAGGCCCGGUUCUCCGAUCAAGGCCAACUGGAGGAGGUGGGUGUCGGCUACACCUUUUUCUGGAGCGAUCGCUCCAGGACAUAGUGACGAGACGCGGGUAUCGCCUUCGCCAUCCGGAAUGACAUCAUGGAACGACUGGUCUCUCUUCCGCAGGGCAUCAACGAUCGCCUGAUGAGCCUCCGUCUGCCUCUCUGGGGAGGUAAAUUCACCACUAUCAUCUGCACCUACGCUCCGCCGAUGACCAGCCCUGACGCUGCAAGAGACAAAUUCCACGAGGAGCAGCACGCCCUCCUGGCAACUGUGCCAGGACAUGCUGGUGACAAAGGCGAUUCCGGGUGCUGGCGUGUGGACCGACCAUUGCCUUGUCAUCUCGAAGAUGAGGAUCCGCCUACAGCCUUGCAGGAGACCUCAAGGUAAGCGACCCCCCAGGUGAGCUGAAUAAUGCCUUGUUGUCUUUGCCUGUUCACCAUGUCCAUUUCAUCAAUGAGUUUGCUCGACGGUUAAACAACCUUCCAAUCGAUGCCGCUGCCGCCGCCGCCGCUGCCAUUGACGAGAACGCCUCCGUGAAGAACCGAUGUUGUCAACUGCGGGACACAGUCCGGUCGACGACACUGGCCGUCCUCGGUCGCGCAUGCCGACAACACCAAGACUGGUUCGACGAUAGCGACGCCGCCAUCAGCAACCUGCUCGCCAAGAACCGCCUACACAAAGCCUACGUCGACCACCCCAUUGACGACAACGGAGCUGCUUUCUACGGUAGUCGUCGCCUCGUUCAACAGCGACUGCGCGAGAUGUAA
Spirometra erinaceieuropaei is the source of this 920-nucleotide messenger RNA. The record is from the annotation of a GenBank genome assembly. NCBI's taxonomy places the organism in Eukaryota, Metazoa, Platyhelminthes, Cestoda, Diphyllobothriidea, Diphyllobothriidae.